Taeniopygia guttata (zebra finch) is the source of this 3524-nucleotide messenger RNA. It is a transcript of the gene FOXP4, whose product is annotated as forkhead box P4. The record is from RefSeq and is a predicted model, not a curated record. Gene Ontology annotation, cellular component: nucleus. Gene Ontology annotation, biological process: regulation of transcription by RNA polymerase II. Lineage: Eukaryota; Metazoa; Chordata; Aves; Passeriformes; Estrildidae. Gene Ontology annotation, molecular function: DNA-binding transcription repressor activity, RNA polymerase II-specific; RNA polymerase II cis-regulatory region sequence-specific DNA binding.
CGGCGUGGGGAGGGGGCGAUGCUCGGGCGGGGAAAGCGGCUGCACCUGCUUUAGAGGAACUAUGGUAGGGCGGCCGGCGCCCGCCCCGCGCCGCCGCCGCGCCCGCGCCGCCGCCGCGCCGAGCCGGACCUGAGCGCGGCCACGGCCCGGCCGGCCCCGGCUGCCCGUGCCCAGCCCCGCUCCCAACGGAGCAACCCCCGCCGCCCACCCCCGGCCAUGCCGCGCCGCCUCUGAGCUCCUCCGGCCCCGCCGCGCCCGCCCCGUCCAAGUUUGGGGAAGGUGCCGGUGCGGGAGGGCUGCGCUGGGCUGGCGGGGGAAGCGGCGGCGCGGCUCAUGCCCGCCCCGGAGCGCGGCCAUCGGCGCGACCAGGUCCUGCUAGCGAGUCAUGAUGGUUGAAUCCGCCUCGGAGACGAUCCGCUCCACGCCCGCGGCGCAGAACGGGGUGAGCAGCCUGAGCAACCAGCCCGAUGGUGGCGGUGGCAGCGGCCCCGGCCCCGGUGGUGGCCGUGACGGAGCUGCUGGAGCUGAGGCCAACGGAGAGAUGAGCCCCGUGGAGCUCCUGCACCUCCAGCAGCAGCAGGCGCUGCAGGUGGCUCGGCAGUUCCUGCUGCAGCAGGCCACGGGGCUCAGCUCCCCCAGCAGCAACGAGGGCAAGCAGCCGGCGGUGCAGGUGCCCGUGUCCGUGGCCAUGAUGUCCCCGCAGAUGAUCACGCCGCAGCAGAUGCAGCAGAUCCUGUCCCCACCCCAGCUCCAGGCCCUCCUGCAGCAGCAGCAGGCAAUAAUGCUGCAACAGCUGCAGGAAUACUACAAGAAGCAGCAGGAGCAGCUUCACCUGCAGCUGUUGACCCAGCAGCAAGCCGGAAAGCAGCAACCCAAAGAGCCGCUGGGGAACAAGCAGCUGGCCUUCCAGCAGCAGCUCCUGCAGAUGCAGCAGCUGCAGCAGCAGCACCUGUUAAACCUGCAGCGCCAGGGCCUGGUGAGCCUCCCGCCCGGGCAGGGCAGCGUGCCCCUGCAGAGCCUGCCCCAAGCUGUUUGCCCCUCAGACCUCCAGCAGCUCUGGAAGGAGGUCACGGCCGCCCAGCCCGUCGAGGACAGCAUCAAGCAGGAAGGUCUUGACCUCACCACCAACACCUCCAACUCUACCUCGUUUUCGGCCGCCAAGGUCUCGCCUCCCAUUUCCCAUCACCCUCUGCCCAAUGGGCAGAGCACCAUGCACACGCCGAGAAGGGACAGCUCUUCCCACGAAGAGACCCCCGGCUCCCACCCGCUCUACGGCCACGGAGAGUGCAAGUGGCCUGGCUGCGAAACCCUCUGUGAGGACUUGGGGCAGUUUGUCAAACACCUCAACACAGAACAUGCACUUGAUGACCGAAGCACGGCCCAGUGUCGAGUCCAGAUGCAAGUGGUACAGCAGCUGGAGAUACAGCUGGCCAAGGAGAGCGAGCGUCUCCAAGCAAUGAUGGCCCAUCUUCACAUGAGACCUUCAGAGCCAAAGCCUUUCAGCCAGCCUGUAAGCCUGAACCUGGUCUCCAGUGCCACCCUCUCCAAGAGCACUUCGGACACGUUUCCCGAUGGUUUACCUCACCCCCCCACCUCGGCCACGGCGCCCAUCACGCCCCUGCGGCAGGGCCCCUCCGUCAUCAGCUCUUCCACCUUACACAACGUGGGGCCCAUCCGCAGGAGGAGCUCGGAGAAGUUCUGCACCCCCAUCUCUUCAGAGCUUGCACAGAAUCACGAGUUUUACAAAAACGCCGACGUCCGGCCGCCCUUCACGUACGCCUCGCUCAUCCGGCAGGCCAUCCUGGAGACCCCCGACAGGCAGCUAACGUUGAAUGAAAUCUACAACUGGUUCACGCGGAUGUUCGCCUACUUCCGGAGGAACACGGCCACCUGGAAGAACGCCGUCCGCCACAACCUGAGCCUGCACAAGUGCUUCGUGCGCGUGGAGAACGUCAAGGGCGCCGUGUGGACCGUGGACGAGCACGAGUACCAAAAGCGAAGGCCACCAAAGAUGACAGGGAGUCCCACCUUAGUCAAAAAUAUGAUUUCAGGACUCGGUUACGGAGCACUUAAUGCAAGUUAUCAGGCUGCGCUGGCGGAGAGCAGCUUCCCCCUGCUCAGCAGCCCCACCAUGAUCAACACCAGCUCGGCCAGCGCCAUGCUGCACGUGGGCCACGACGACGUCAGCAGCACCGUGGAGCAGGUCAACAGCAACGGCAGCAACAGCCCCCGCCUGUCCCCGCAGCAGUACAGCCACCCCGUGCACGUGAAGGAGGAGCCGGCCGAGGCGGAGGACGACAGCAGACCCGUGUCGCUGAUGGCCGCCACCAACCAGAAUGUGACGAUCCCCGACGACAGGGACCUGGAGGAGGAGCUGCCGGUGGAAGACUUGUCCUAAGGACUCCUUCCUCCUCCCCCACCGAGGGGCAAACCCUUCCCACCCUCCUGGACGGAGACCAAGCCACGCUCCCACCUCCCCAAGGUGACCUUGGCGUUACCCUGGUUCUUUCAAGGCACUUCCACAAAGCAAAAAGGUUUUCCUUGGGACGACGACGAUGACAACGCCACCGACCUGUUGCUGCUGGCGUGUCCCUCACGCCGCCACUGCCCGGGGACGGACUGGCCCCGCCACGACACGAGAAGCAAAACCCCAAGAGCUGGACUUUUCCUGCCUUCCUCCCUUGGUUAGUGACUGGUGGACGAGGAUGGUAGGUUGGUUGUUGCUGUCCGAAAUGGUCCCUCCUCAGUCCCCUCUUCCCCGUGGUGCCCGCGCCCCGGGGAGCGAUGGCAGGACCCCGCCGUCACCUCCGUGUCCCCCGCUGGGUUUUGCACUACGGAGGGAUCGUGGACCCUGCCCACGUGCUGCCUCCACCCAGCUUUGGGGGAAGAAACAGCAGAAACGGGGCUGAACCCUCUGCCGGAUGCGGGGUUUGCCACGGAGCCGGGAUGGACACGGACCAGCGCGGUGGUGGGACAGUGUCCUCUUGUCACCUCUGCCUGGCAAGCAGAGCGGCCUCCCAGAUCACCCACCCUCCCUGAGCCCCAGCUGCUGGGGGGCUGCUGGCCCCAGCAGUGCUGACCAUCAGCACUGACCAUCCCCAGAAGUGCUGACCAUCAGCACUGACAAUCCCCAGCAGUGCUGACCACCCCAGCAGCACUGACCAUCAGUGCUGACCAUCCCCAGCAGUGCUGACCAUCAGCACUGACCACCCCAGCAGUGCUGACCAUCAGUGCUGACCAUCAGCACUGACCAUCCCCAGCAGUGCUGACCAUCAGUGCUGACCAUCAGCACUGACCAUCCCCAGCAGUGCUGACCACCCCAUCAGUGCUGACCAUCAGUGCUGACCACCCCAGCAGUGCUGACCAUCAGUGCUGACCAUCAGUGCUGACCAUCCCCAUCAGCGCUGACCAUCAGUGCUGACCAUCCCCAGCAGUGCUGACCAUCCCCAGCAGUGCUGACCAUCAGUGCUGACCACCCCAGCAGCACUGACCACCCCAGCAGUGCUGACCAUCAGUGCUGACCA